CCCCCUGGAGGGUUAAGCCACCAGCUUCACCUUGACCUUCCUUCCCUGCCGCCCACUAAAAGUGACCGGAAGAAGAGCUCGACUAUGACGACUCGGGACUACAAGUCCCGGCAUGCAUCUCUCCGCGUCUAUCGCAAAACCUUUCAACUUUAGGAUAAAAGGGCUUUUGGCAACCUUGAGCGUCGGGACCUGUAGUCGCCCCAGUUGGGGCUAGACGCUUGCCGUAGGGAACUCAUUGGCGCCCAGGGCACCACCCCCUCGCCUUCGUCUCACGUAGCUUCACCAGCUCGCAAACACGGCGCGUGCCCACGCCCUCCGCCCCCUCCCCGGGCCUAGGGCGCAGGCGCGCGCAAGCUCCCCGGGCCCAGUAGGCUGGGGGUGGGGGGAGAAGAAGAAGGAGGGGAAGGGACGGGGGGUUGGGUGUCUACUCUGGUGAAUAGACGGCUGUGGGGCAGAGAAGCGUGAAGGCCUGGCUGCCGGGCAGGUGAACUCUCCACGGGGUCUAGGGCCCGCGGAAGGGUUCGGAACCGAGUCAGCCGCCUUGCGGGCAGGAUUCACGCCGCUGCGACCCGGAGGUCCUCAGGGGUCGAAGCCCCGGCCUAGGCCUCGCGGAGAUGCCCAGCUGCGGUGCUUGUACUUGCGGCGCGGCGGCCCUCCGGCUCAUCACCUCCUCACUCGCCUCCGCGCAGAGAGGUAUUUCUGGUGGUCGCAUUCAUAUGUCAGUUUUAGGAAGGCUUGGGACAUUUGAAACUCAGAUUCUGCGAAGAGCUCCUCUUAGAUCCUUUACAGAAACACCAGCAUACUUUGCCUCAAAAGAUGGGAUAAGUAAAGAUGGUUCUGGAGAUGGAAAUAAGAAAUCAGCAAGUGAGGGAAGUAGUAAGAAAUCAGGCUCUGGGAAUUCUGGGAAAGGUGGAAACCAGCUGCGCUGUCCUAAAUGUGGCGACUUGUGCACACAUGUAGAGACCUUUGUAUCAUCCACGCGUUUUGUCAAGUGUGAAAAGUGUCAUCAUUUUUUUGUUGUGCUAUCUGAAGCAGACUCAAAGAAAAGCAUAAUUAAAGAACCUGAAUCAGCAGCAGAAGCUGUAAAAUUGGCAUUCCAACAGAAACCACCACCUCCCCCUAAGAAGAUUUAUAACUACCUCGACAAGUAUGUUGUUGGCCAGUCAUUUGCUAAGAAGGUGCUUUCAGUUGCUGUGUACAAUCAUUAUAAGAGAAUAUAUAAUAAUAUCCCAGCUAAUCUGAGACAGCAAGCAGAGGUUGAGAAGCAGACAUCAUUAACACCAAGAGAGUUAGAAAUAAGAAGACGGGAGGAUGAGUACAGAUUUACAAAAUUGCUUCAGAUUGCUGGAAUUAGCCCACAUGGUAAUGCUUUAGGAGCAUCAAUGCAGCAACAGGUAAAUCAACAAAUACCUCAGGAAAAACGAGGAGGUGAAGUAUUGGAUUCUUCUCAUGAUGACAUAAAACUUGAAAAAAGUAAUAUUUUGCUGCUUGGACCAACUGGGUCAGGUAAAACUCUGCUGGCACAAACCCUAGCUAAAUGCCUUGAUGUCCCUUUUGCUAUCUGUGACUGUACAACUUUGACUCAGGCUGGAUAUGUAGGCGAAGAUAUUGAAUCUGUGAUUGCAAAACUACUCCAAGAUGCCAAUUAUAAUGUGGAAAAAGCACAACAAGGAAUUGUCUUUCUGGAUGAAGUAGAUAAGAUUGGCAGUGUGCCAGGCAUUCAUCAAUUACGGGAUGUAGGUGGAGAAGGCGUUCAGCAAGGCUUAUUAAAACUACUAGAAGGCACAAUAGUCAAUGUUCCAGAAAAGAAUUCCCGAAAGCUCCGUGGAGAAACAGUUCAAGUUGAUACAACAAACAUCCUGUUUGUGGCAUCUGGUGCUUUCAAUGGUUUAGACAGAAUCAUCAGCAGGAGGAAAAAUGAAAAGUAUCUUGGAUUUGGAACACCAUCUAAUCUGGGAAAAGGCAGAAGGGCUGCAGCUGCUGCAGACCUUGCUAAUCGAAGUGGGGAAUCAAAUACUCACCAAGACAUUGAAGAAAAAGAUCGGUUAUUGCGUCAUGUGGAAGCCAGAGAUCUGAUUGAGUUUGGCAUGAUUCCUGAGUUUGUAGGACGGUUGCCUGUGGUGGUUCCAUUGCAUAGCCUAGAUGAGAAAACACUUGUACAAAUAUUAACUGAGCCACGAAAUGCUGUUAUUCCUCAGUACCAGGCCUUAUUCAGCAUGGAUAAGUGUGAACUGAAUGUUACUGAGGAUGCUUUGAAAGCUAUAGCCAGAUUGGCACUAGAACGAAAAACAGGUGCACGAGGCCUUCGGUCCAUAAUGGAAAAGCUGUUACUAGAACCAAUGUUUGAAGUCCCUAAUUCUGAUAUCGUAUGUGUGGAGGUUGACAAAGAAGUAGUAGAAGGAAAAAAGGAACCAGGAUACAUCCGGGCUCCAACAAAAGAAUCCUCUGAAGAGGAGUAUGACUCUGGAGUUGAAGAAGAAGGAUGGCCCCGCCAAGCAGAUGCUGCAAACAGCUAAACUGUCAUAUUGCUGUCUUGUAUAUACAGCUUUUCCUUCUUUUGUUUAGGAUCAUAAUUGUCUCUACAGUCUGAUAUUAAAGGCAUUGGAUCUAUCUUGGAUAUCAUACGUGGUCAGAGAAGCCUUUAGGAGAAGAAUCAGAUCAUGUAUAUAAUUGUAACAUCACAUUGAUUUUACGGAGGAUGUUAUAUGGACUUUAAUGACACAAUGUUUAGAGAUAAAAUGUACAUUAUUUUGGUUCAGUUUUUUAAAAAAAAAAUGCUUUAACAAAAUUCUUAGGAAUUCUUUUAAGCAAUGCAGGUAUUGCGAUAACUGUAGAUUUUACAAUAAUGUUACUCUACAAAUGGGAAAAUAAAUUCUUUAAAAUUGAAUAUUGAGAUACCAUUCUUUAGUGUUACCUUUUUUACCCACAUGUGUUUCUGAAAAUAUUGAAAUUUUAGGCCGGGCGUGGUGGCUCACGCCUGUAAUCCCAGCACUUUGGGAGGCCGAGGCGGGUGGAUCACGAGGUCAGGAGUUCAAGACCAGCCUGGCCAAGAUGGUGAAACCCCAUCUCUACUAAAAAUACGAAAAAUUAGCUGGUGCCGUGGCAGGCGCCUGUAAUCGCAGCUACUCGGGAGGCUGAGGCAGGAGAAUCGCUUGAACUCGGAGGGCAGAGGUUACAGUGAGCUGAGAUCGUGCCACUGCACUCCAGCCUGGGCGACAGAGUGAGACUCCGUCUCAGGGCGAAAACAAAAAAUUGGACCAGGUAGUUUUCAAGUAGUUAAACAUUUCAUUGAAAAAUACCCUGAAGAACUAUAUUUUGAUAAUUGGUUUAGCUGUAUUCCUAGUCUUAUCUGCUAAUGCAUGACACUAACUUCCCAAUUGGUUCUGUAAAAAAGGCCAUUUUCUUACCAAGUUGUCUGAUUUAUUUACCAUCUUUUUUUUUUUUUUUUUUUUGAGCAGAGUCUCACGCUGUCCCAAGCUGGAGUGCAGUGGUGCGAUCUUGGCUCACUGCAACCUCCGCCUCCCAGGUUCAAGCAAUUUUCCUGCCUCAGCCUUCCGAGUAGCUGGGAUUAUAGGCACGCACCACCACACCUGGCUAAUUUUUGUAUUUUUAGUAGAGACAGGGUUUCACCCUGUUGGCCAGGCUAGUCUCUAACUCCUGACCUUGUGAUCUGCUGGCCUCAGCCUCCCAAAGUGCUGGGAUUGCAGGCGUAAGCCACCACACCCAGCCUUAUUUACCAUCUUUAAUCCAUUUUAGUACUAUGGGUGAGUACAUGGAAUUGAAGUCUAGCUUAAAUCUUCAGAAAGUUAUAUAUCUAUUUUAUUUUAUUUUUUUGAGACAGAGUCUCGCUGUGUCACCCAGGCUGGAGUGCAGUGGCACAAUCUUGGGUCACUGCAACCUCUGACUCCCAGGUUCAAGCGAUUCUCAUGCCUCAGCCUCCUGAGUAGCUGGGACUACAGGCGUGCACCACCACACCUGGCUAAUUUUUUGUAUUUUUAGUAGAGACGGGGUUUCGCCAUGUUGCCCAGGCUGGUCUCUCCUGAGCUCAGGCAAUCCGGCCACCUUGGCCUCUGAAAGUGCUAGAAUUACAGGCAUGAGCCACCGCAUCCAGCCAGAAAGAUACAUAUCUAAUUCUAGAAAUAGCAUGCAGUAUCAGUCAUAGUAACAGCCAUGUGCUGACCUAAAUAAAAUUUCUUGAUAUUGUGUAUUUAACCUGAAGUAUUGAGCUAGUUUUUUUGUUUUGUUUUUUGGUGCUGAACAUUUUGGUCUAAUUCUUUGGCUUCUUAGAACAUUUAAAAAAAUCUAUGUUUUGCUAUCAGCCAAAGUAAAUGUGUUCACACUAACAUAUAAGUUACUAACCUUCAUUAUACAGCAAAGCUAAAAAGUGGUGGGAUAUUUGGGGUCUUAAUGAAAAUUGUAUCAUUUAAUUCCAUAAAUAUUAAAAUAUUUGGGUACCUUUUAAGCUUUUUUUCUUUCCUUCUAUAAUGGUGGUACAAGUUCUAUAUUCAUUCAGUUUAAUCUCAUUUGAAAUUGUUUAAAUCAGAGUACAUGUAAAUAUUUGGUUUUUUUUUUUUUUUGGUUUAUAGACUCGAGCUUUCCUUUUACACUGUUUUUUUUUUUAGGGAAAAACUGAAGCUAUUAGGAAAUUCUAAAUCUUGUUGAUGAAGAGUUGGGCUUUCUAUGAUAUAAUUAAUAAAAGGGAUGUAUGGUAUUUAUGGCUGGGUAGGACCAGAAAUGUACUUUGUAUUACAGAGUGUUAAGGCUGGUUGCUAUAGUGUGGAACAGAAACACCUCUCCUUGGUCUCCCUAGUAAUGGUUCAAGUUCUUCCCAGGAAGUCUUACAUAUUAUAACUUUGUUCAUUAUCUUUCCCUUAUAGCAUCAUUUUCCUUUUUGUAGAGUGGAAAUCAGACUAGCUGCUAAACAUAUUAAGGGUAAUCCUCCAGAAAUGGACUGGGGAGGCAUUUUAGUCACAACAACUUACAUUUGGCUUUGGAAGUUGUUAACAAAGCAUAAUCGAUGUUUUUAAAUCAAACAUAAUUUGUAUCUUGGAACUUACAUUUUGACAUUUGAAUAAAACAAAAAGACUAAAUGAAA
Gorilla gorilla gorilla (western lowland gorilla) is the source of this 5095-nucleotide messenger RNA. RefSeq names its product caseinolytic mitochondrial matrix peptidase chaperone subunit X (gene CLPX). The coding region runs from base 615 to 2516 and encodes 633 amino acids. The transcript has 14 exons. Lineage: Eukaryota; Metazoa; Chordata; Mammalia; Primates; Hominidae. The record is from RefSeq and is a predicted model, not a curated record. Gene Ontology annotation, molecular function: protein dimerization activity; ATP binding; ATP-dependent protein folding chaperone. Gene Ontology annotation, biological process: protein folding. Gene Ontology annotation, cellular component: mitochondrial matrix.